Messenger RNA from Gambusia affinis (western mosquitofish), 2613 nucleotides. It is a transcript of the gene dhcr7, whose product is annotated as 7-dehydrocholesterol reductase. Gene Ontology annotation, molecular function: 7-dehydrocholesterol reductase activity. The coding region runs from base 126 to 1544 and encodes 472 amino acids. Gene Ontology annotation, biological process: brassinosteroid biosynthetic process; cholesterol biosynthetic process. Gene Ontology annotation, cellular component: endoplasmic reticulum membrane. The record is from RefSeq and is a predicted model, not a curated record. Lineage: Eukaryota; Metazoa; Chordata; Actinopteri; Cyprinodontiformes; Poeciliidae. The transcript is spliced from 8 exons.
CGUCUAGUUCCGUCUAGCGGUUAGCAGAGGCUGUAGUCUAGUCUGCCUCUGUAGGAAGGAGGAGGACAGCUGGCUGCCUUUUAUUCCCAAACUUACAGCACAGAGAGGUGAAGGCUGCAGAGACCAUGGAGUCCACAAGGAGGCGCCCUCAGCACCAUGCCAAUGGAAAAGGGUCUGAUGCUGUGGAGAAGUCAGCACAGUGGGGAAGAGCAUGGGAGGUGGACUGGUUUUCUCUGAUCGGUGUCGUCGGCCUCCUUUGCUUCGCUCCCUUCAUCGUCUUUUACUUUGUGAUGGCCUGCGAUCAGUACGAGUGCUCCAUCAGCCAACCUCUGUUAGAUCUGUGCCAAGGAAAGGCAACCUUGCUGUCCAUCUGGGCCCGGGCCCCCUCCUUCACAUGGACUGCUGCUAAGAUAUAUGCCAUCUGGGUGAGCUUUCAGGUGUUCCUCUACAUGUGUAUUCCUGACUUCACCCAUAAGUUUAUUCCGGGCUACGUGGGGGGAGUGCAGGAUGGGGCUCGUACCCCUGCUGGUUUUAUUAACAAGUAUGAGAUCAACGGGCUGCAGUGUUGGAUCAUCACCCAUGCUCUGUGGUUUGCAAAUGCCAAUUAUUUCCACUGGUUUUCUCCUACCAUUAUAUUUGACAACUGGAUCCCCCUGUUAUGGUGUACCAAUAUACUGGGCUAUGCUGUGUCCACCUUUGCCUUUGUAAAGGCCUACCUGUUCCCCACCAAUGCUGAGGACUGCAAGUUUACAGGGAACAUAUUUUAUAACUACAUGAUGGGGAUAGAGUUCAACCCUCGCAUCGGCAAGUGGUUCGACUUCAAGCUGUUCUUCAAUGGCAGACCUGGCAUCGUCGCCUGGACCCUGAUUAAUCUGUCUUACAUGGCCAAGCAGCAAGAGCUGUACGGCCACGUCACCAACUCCAUGAUUCUGGUCAACGUGCUGCAGGGCAUUUAUGUGCUGGAUUUCUUCUGGAAUGAGGCGUGGUACCUGAAGACCAUUGAUAUCUGCCAUGACCACUUUGGGUGGUAUCUAGGCUGGGGGGACUGUGUGUGGCUGCCGUACCUCUACACCCUGCAGGGCCUGUACCUGGUGUACCAUCCGGUCCAGCUAUCAGACACUCACGCCGUCGCCGUACUGUUGCUCGGUCUCGUUGGGUAUUACAUUUUCCGCUCCACCAACCAUCAGAAAGAUCUGUUCCGCCGCACAGAGGGCGCCUGCUCCAUCUGGGGGCGUAAGCCCACCUACAUCGAGUGUUCGUACCUGUCCGCCGACGGCCGCAGCCACCGCAGCAAGCUUCUGACCUCGGGGUUCUGGGGAGUGGCGCGUCACUUCAACUACACUGGCGACCUGAUGGGUUCCUUGGCUUACUGUGCCGCCUGUGGCCUUGGCCACAUUCUUCCAUACUUCUACAUUGUUUACAUGACCAUCCUGCUGGUCCACCGCUGUGUGCGAGACGAACACCGCUGCAGCAGCAAGUAUGGGAAAGACUGGAGACGUUACACCGACACAGUGCCUUACAGGCUGAUUCCUGGACUGUUUUAAAGGGAGGCAGAGGAGGAGCUGGGAAAUCUGGUGAAAUGAUGAAUGCUUGGUUAAACAAGAUAAGGUUGGCUCCUCCCACUGAACAUUCUCCUCUGAAUUUCAGACUCUGCACUGCAAACUCAUCCCUGUAACCCUCUGCCAAAUGAAUACAGUUUGAUAGUUUUUGGUUUCCAUGAAGCAACAAUGUGCCAACUUGCAGGACAUUUGAUAAAAAUAUGUAUUUUUUCAAAAAAGCCUCAGCAAACAUCAGACACAAAGUUACUUGUUUAAAACACUGAACGCCAUGUGCUGUAAAGUGAGGGGCACGGCCCCUGGGGAGAAAAGGAGCCAUUAUGAUUCCUGUUUACUCAUUUGUAUUUGUGAGCAAUCAGAGCUCCGUCUCAUAGAUUAAACUCAGAGCUUCAGUUUGUAGCUGUGGUAACAAAACAAUCUAACUAUGAAGAUUGUUCUUUGAACUUUUAGAAAGUAAACUUGCCAGCUUUUGACAAGGUGGGGGUGUAAAAUGUUCUUAUAACCAGAGGUGGAGCCAGUAGAAAACAUUUGGGAACCACUGAGGUACAGAACAUCUGGGAUGAAAGGAUGUAUCUCUCAAUUUAUCAACCAUUUCUUUUAAAACAUACCGAAUUCAAAUUUGUGUGGUGGUGCUGAUCUUUUGUUUUUUACUUCAUGAAAAAUAUACGUAUGCUUGUUUGUAAUAAUUAUAAUGGACUCCAGCUAUAGUGGGCUUUUACUGCUUAUUUUAUCUAAUAGUCCCAUCAAAGUUUGGAGAGUGACAGUUUUCUCAACCAAAUAUCUUCUACCUUUACUGUACUCAAUGCCACUGUUUGAUCUAACUUAAUUGUCCUCCUGCAGUCUGGAAACGUUAUUGUUGAGUCUUAUUGAUGACAAUCCUCCACAUUAUGUAAGUCAUAACAGUUACUGAGUUCAUGAUAACUCAAUCGAAAUUCAUCCACAUUCCAGCUCCGAGGAAAUGUUUUUUCUUUCAAACAAAGUUUGUUUCCUGUAUUUUACAAUUUCUCAAACUGACAUUGCAACCAUCCAGCAAUAAACUAAAAACAGAACUUUUAAA